AUGGAGACGCCGACUAAGCGGCGCAGAGUCGAACUUCACAAUCUGGAAAGGGUGUCCCCUCCAGUGAAGCAGGACAAGCCUGCUUUACCGCGGCAAAAGCCUCCGAACUUUGGUGGGCAUCACAGCAAGGCCGGACAGUGUCAAUGUUGCCAGGCGCCCCGCGCGAAGCACCAGCACGGUGGUUACUGUGCACAGUGUGUCAAUCGCUGCCGCCAGCUUUAUGGUCACCGAAGCUUCUCGAAGCUGUUGCCAGAUCAGGCAAGGGACAUCGCUGCUUUCGUGGACAAGCAUGCCUCCGUGGACAAGCGUGUGAAACCAUUGCGUGGCAACCAUGCCGUAGCAAAGUUGGCAGAGCUGCUCCCGCGACUUGAGGCCGCGAUCGAGCGCAUUGAAAAGCUCGAGCUUGAUUCUUCUUGCAGCUAG
Messenger RNA from Symbiodinium sp. CCMP2592, 423 nucleotides. Lineage: Eukaryota; Dinophyceae; Suessiales; Symbiodiniaceae. The record is from the annotation of a GenBank genome assembly.